ACUAGAGGCCCCGCCGCCUCGCCGCGCCCUCGCCUCCCGCGGCGGCCUUGCCCCCUGGCACCGGCGGCCGGAGCGGAGCCGCGGGGCGGGCGCCAUGGCUGACGGCGGAGAGUCCGCGGCGGCCCCUCCGGGCUCUCCGGCGGCGGGGCGGCGGCCGGGCGGCUCCCCCGGCGGGGCGGAGGGCGCGGCGGCGGCGGCCGUGCCGCGGCUGCCUCUCGGCCCGGCCGGGUCGGCGGGGAUGUCGCUGCCGCGGCUGGAGAAGCCGAUCAAGCAGGCCUUCUACAACACGGGCGCGCUGCUGUUCGCGGGGCUGUGCUGCGGGGCCGCCGUGCUGGUCUACUUCAUUCUGGAGGCCUUCCUGCGGCCGCUGCUGUGGGCCGUGCUGUGCGGCACCUUCCUGCACCCCUUCAAGAGCUCGCUGACGGCGCUGGGCCGCCGCUGGCUGGGCCGCCUGCAGCGCUCCCGCACGCCCGUGCUGCUGGCCGCGCUGCUGCUGCCCCUCUGCUUCGCCAACUACGGCGUGGAGGCGCUGGGCGAGCAGGUGCUGCGGCGGCGGCGGCUCCUGCUGCUGCUGGGCGCCGGCGGGCCGCUGCUCUACGGGCUGUACUGCCUGGGCAGCUCGCUGGGCGUGCAGGUGCUGCUGGCCCAGGCCGCCCGCCUCAUCUGCCAAGGGCUGGACUACUUCAGCAGCCAGUGGAUAUGGACGUUGGUAGUUGGUUACCUGCUGAUGGUUUCAUUCAAGUGGAAUGUAAGCACCGAGCGUUACCUGAAAGCAGUCUCUGUCCCUGUGUGGAUCAUGCUGCUCUUUCACUUAGCUUCUGUGGCAGGUUCCUGGAGAAUUCCUGUGUUCCUGGUUAUAGUUGUUCUGAUGACUGUAGGCAUGUUGCAUGAACAGCAGAAUGGAAAGGAGUCUUCUGGGGCAGAGCUUCCUGGUCAGAUGAUUUCCAUUGCUGCUUCAACAAUUGCCAUGGCAAUUUCCGUGACAGAAGAUGAAUCCAGUAAUGACCGUUCCACACAACCCUCAGGUGCGGCAGAAGGUGAUCCACCUCCACAAGCUUCUUCAUCUUUCUCCUCCUCUGCGUCCUCUUCUGGGAACAGACAAAGACCUGAGAUUGGUUCUCUUCUUAAAAAAAAGAAAACUAGUGAUGUUUACUUCGUUACACUUGUGUGGGCAAUUGUUAUUGUCCAGAUCUGGCUAAAUUUCUGGAUUGUGCAGCUGUUACCAGUGCCUUUUGCAGUUUGGGCACUAAAAAAACUCGUGGUUCAUUUUGGAGUUCUGAGUUUCAUGGCAAAACGUUGCAAAAGUUGGUGGCAAUUUGUUGAAAACUUUGUGAAAGAACGUCAGGAAGCUCUUGCACCGCGUCCCAUCAGAGGGCUUGGAAGAGUCAUGCUGAAGCUUGACAGUAAGCUGUGGCACUGGCUUAAUAAGAAGAUGAUCGUGUGGUUGGAGAAAAUGCUAGAUAAGAUAAUCAGCAUUUUCAUAAUAUUUUUGCUAGUGAUAGGAACCCUUCUCCUAGCCCUGCUCCUCACUGCAAAGGUACAUCAAGAGAGCGUUCACAUGAUUCAAGUCACGAGCAGCUUGAUCAAUGAGACAGUAGCCAGUCACCCAGAAUGGGCAAACUGGCUUCCAGAAGCCCAGGUUUUUCAGAAGGCGCUCAACUCAGCAGCAAAUAAUGUGUACCAGUAUGGCCGAGAAUGGAUUACACACAAGCUUCAUAAAAUUUUAGGAGACAAAGUGAACAACACCGCUGUGAUUGAAAAACAAGUACUAGAGCUUUGGGACAGGCUUUAUCAUUCUUGGUUUGUGAAGAAUGUAACACAUUCUGGAAGACACAAAGGACACAAAUGGCACAUAAACCGUCAGAACAGCUGGCUUGGUGAUAUUCUGGACUGGCAAGAUGUUGCUUCAUUUGUUCAUGAUAACAUUGAAACAUUUCUUUCGAUCCUGGAGUCUCUGUGGAUAGUGAUGAGUCGGAAUGUGAGCCUCUUGUUCACUACAGUUACAACUUUGGUGACAAUCCUUUUCCAUAGUGGUACAGCUCUUCUCAAUUUUGUGCUUUCAGUGGUGAUUUUCCUGACCACACUGUUCUACCUAUUGAGUUCUAGUGAUGAGUACUACAAGCCAGUGAAGUGGGUGAUAAGCCUGACUCCUCUGUCUCAGCCAGGUCCUUCCUCAAAUAUAGUUGGCCAAUCUGUGGAGGAAGCAAUAAGAGGUGUAUUUGAUGCUUCCCUCAAAAUGGCUGGGUUCUAUGGACUCUACACUUGGCUGACUCACACUAUAUUUGGGAUUAACAUAGUCUUCAUACCAUCUGCAUUAGCAGCAAUCCUUGGAGCGGUUCCGUUUCUGGGGACAUACUGGGCAGCCAUCCCUGCAGUCCUAGACUUGUGGCUUGUGCAAGGAGAGGGAUGCAAAGCCAUUUUGCUCUUGGUUUUUCACCUGCUGCCAACCUAUUUUGUAGAUACAGCCAUUUACUCAGAUAUAUCAGGAGGUGGUCAUCCUUACCUGACAGGUCUUGCAGUAGCUGGCGGAGCGUAUUACCUGGGACUGGAGGGAGCCAUCAUAGGACCAAUUCUACUUUGUAUACUUGUGGUUGCUUCCAACAUAUAUAGUGCCAUGUUGGUUAGUCCAACAAAUUCAGUGCCCACUCCAUCACAAGCAGCGUGUCCACUACAGAUUUACCGGUCAGCUAGAGAAAGUCCCGAGGAGACAAAAACAGCUGCUGAAUGAUGAAGGAGCUGUGCUGCACCUGUUCAAGAUGAGAGAAUCACUUGGUCUUUCUUGAGUUCCCAACAGCCAUGGCCUUCCGUCCCUCCGCAGCUCUGCUAGGGGCGGUUCGCAGGGAUGCAUAGUUUGAGUUGUAGGAGAUACCACUCCUUGAACAUCUGCUGGCCUUACAUUACUGUGCACUUUGCCUCUUUGAGAGAGAAUGUCAACUUACCAUGGCUUUGCAUACUAGCACACGGUUCCACAGCCACCUUUGUAGACCUUCCGUCUUCUUAAAAAGAAAGGCUGAGUGGACAGAUAUAUCCACUGGAGUUGUUAUCUGCUGAAAUGACUCACUUAGCUUUUAUUUAUUGGGUUAUUUGUGUUAUUAAUUUGUAGUAUUUUUAAAGAAAGCUAAGUCCAAAAUAUUUAUUCUCUGUUAAUUUGAUGGCAACAGAGAUGUAAACCACUCAUUGUUAAAUGAAGAUUGAAUACAAUUGUUUGCUGCUCCUUGAAGUAUUUCUUCAGAGGUUUUGACCAUCGUCUCUAACUCAUAAGAACAAAUAAAUGUUAUCCUUUUAUAAGCACUGAAAUUUAAUGUUGUUGAAGACAAGUAUUUCUAGUAUCUUCCUGAAAUGAGUAGAUGUACAAAUGGAGAAAUGUGAAUUUUCGUCACUUAGAAAUAGGACUUGUUUAAGCAGUUUAAAUCUUGCCCUUAUUUCUGGUGAAAUCUGAUGAUAUUCUGAUGUCUAUUCACUGUCCAGUGGAGUCACAGUAUCAACUAACUUUGAUUAAAGGCCUUAAAUACUUUAAACCUAAGGUAAUGUACAGUUAUCACAUCUACUUCCAAUAAUAAGAAGAGCUUGAGUGGGAUUGUUUUAUGUCAACUUUCAAAUGCAAAGUGACCAAGUAGCAUUUACUUUUCAAACAAACAUAAGUUUAUUUCAAAAGAGGAAAGGGAAAGAGUAGAGAUUUUGUUUUGUUGUAGAGUUGGUUUUUUUCUGGUUACUGUUUUUGUUUUUCUCCUCGUAAGCCUCUGGCCAAAUAGCUUAGUGAUUUAUGCAGAGCUCUUAAGUUCUUGAAAUGGUAUAUUGCCUCGAUCACAGAAACAAACUACUUCAGUGUUUUUCUUUCAUAUGUAAUUCUGCUGAAACUGCAAGUUUGGUGACGUUUAAGGCUUUCUGUAUUGUUGGUUGAAAUAUUUUGAGACAAUGGAUCUUUAUACCUUUGCAGAGACGAAGUGUUUUUUUGGUCGAAGCUUCCACAAAUACACUGAGGUCCCUCAUACAAAGUAGCAGUUGCACAUGCUUAACCAAAGAACUGCCUUUCAGUUUCUAGUAACUUAUCCUGUAUUUAUUUCAGUUUGAUUGACAAGGUUUAUGCAGAAUACAGGCAUGCCUUGCAUUUACUGUUUACCAUAAUGCAACUGUUGACACACAACAUAAUUCUCUAACUUAGCUGCUGUGGUUUUAGUGAUGAAAUAUUAUGCCAAAAUGUGGGGUUUCACAUGUGCUGGUCUGGGGCUAGCAGACUUCCAGGUAUGUAUUUGGAGGACAGGCUCGGGCUUGAUUUAGUGGUUUGACUGGUGGUUUGGUGGUUCUUCAAAGCAUGGAGGCAUCCUAUUUGAUAUUUGAAAUUCUGAGAGACCUACACAGCAAUUCCAGCUAACUUAACAUGAAGAGUGUAUUGCUUGAAUUGUGUAACCACCCAUGUUUUAAUUUCUGUGGGCUUGUGGAUCACUUCUUCUUGAAUAUGACCCAUUUUUGUAAUUGUUGAUGUGUAAGGAGGAGAAUGACAACCUGAGGCUGCCCCUAAAUACUCCUGCAGCAUUCUAACCAAUUUAAAUGAGACCACCACGGUACCUGGGGAACUUCUCUAUUCUUGGUGUUGUUAUUGUUCAGAAUUUUGCACUGAAAUACUUUCUUCACAUUCUAACUUCAUCUAGACAGCAUUUAAAGAUUACUAGCAGGAAAGAUGCACACUUAAUGUAUUUCCAGUUUUCCGUUGCUUCUCUUUGCUCACUGGUCAAGACAUUUAAAUUGCCAACAUUUUUUAUCCCAGUUAUUUCUGAGACAACCUUUUUGAAUCUAAGGUCGUGAGAGUCUAAGGUCGUGAACAUAGUCAUUUUAGGGAGUCAUCGUAAGGCAUUCUUUUGUUUGCUUGUUUUUAAGUUUUCCUCUUCUCCCUCCCCGUUUGUGUGACUGCCUUAGGUCAAAGAAGUGUCUCUACUACGAAGAUUAAAACUGUAUCUCAGACUGUUAUCUUCAGUAAUGGCAAAUUAGUGAAAUCAGCUGAGAAGGUGCAUUGCAAUUUUGAAAAGUUCCUUGCCCGGUUUGAAGAGAAAUCAUUUUGGAGGGAGAAUUAAAUUCUCACGUUGUCUGUUAGCUUGUCCUCCUUUGAAAUGAAUCUUCCUACUUGAUGCGUCCUGUUUCAAAUUCAACAAGGACUUGCCAAGGAGAACUUUCUGUAGUAUAGUCUUUCUUAGGAAAUAUAGCUUAAGGGCCUCAUGCUACGUGCUGUGUCUGAUUUAGAAAUAAGUUGUGUGGCUUGGUGAUACAGCAAUGGUAUGCUGCCAAAAAGAAAAGAAAAUCUCCAAUGAGACCUUCUUAGGAUAUGAAAUACUCACUGAAUUCUGCCAUACUUAAAUAUAUAUAUAUAUUAAAAAGCAUACCUUAGCAGUGACAGUCUCUUUCUUAAUGCUUGUAAGUGAGAAGUUGGUGGUCUUUAGCUUUACUGUGAGCAGCCAUUCCAGGGGCAGGUACUUACGUGUAUACUUAAUAUUCAAUUUAGAACAAAGACAAUGAUUUAGAGUUCAGAGGGGGAUGCUUGUCUGUAUGGGAACUGUUGAAUCAUGGCCCGAACCUCUGAUUGAGCACCUGAGGCAAACACUGAGUCAGCCACGGGAGCACAGGUGAAGGAAAUUCAGCUGUGUGACCAGAAGGGGUGGAGCCAGACUCCACCUCUCCUAGACCCCAUUUAAGGGCUGACUGCCACUAAGGAAGGAUCUCUUCUUGGAGAUUGCUCCUCAUGGAGUUUUUGUGAGCCUAUGAUGUUGGUGAGCACCUUUCAUUUAUAUCUGAUUAUCUUUUCUAAUGCGGUAAUCUUACACCAGCCUAACUUCUCUGUGUACUGUAUAACAUCUGUGUACUUAUUAACCGUACAUUGUAGUAGUAAACCUAGGUGGUACUGUGUCAUGAUAUUGCAAAGUACAAUUAUAAUGUUUAUUAUCAUUCUCUACUAGCUAAUCAGGUUCAUUGCAAGUAAGCACAGUGUCAAGGGGCUAGUGGUAAUUGCUUACCUGUUUUUGCAUAGAGCCAGGAUUAGCCCUUUCUCUCCUUCCUUUACCUUAGCUGAACGUUACUGUACUGUAGCAGCACUUGCAGAAGUUCAUGUGUGCCCAUUUACAGCCCAGCUUGUUAGCUUCAGGUCACUGUAGGUACUGGCUUAAUUGAGCACAACACAACAAGCUGCAAAGGAGGAGAAUCUGGCACAUGCUCAUUUUGCCAGCUGUACUGCAAGAUAGUGACUUUCAGCACUGUGCACUGAUUGCUGUGUGCUGUGACCAGUUGGGAGCAGUAAUGGCUUAUUUUGAAACACUACUUAAAAACAAAAAAAAAAAGCAAAAAAACCACAAAAAAUGAAGUUUAUUAUUAUAGUCAUACAAUAUGCAAUACUUACAUACUGUUUACCUGUUUUAGAAAUUAAAUUGAUACCCAUCUGUCUAAUAAUUGAGAUAAGUCUGAUCUUUGUAUACACAGUAGUAUACAAGUUUGUUUCAGCUAAGGUACCCUGAAGCUUGCCUGAUUUCAAGGAAUGUAUGGAUUUGUUUCAAGACUUUGGAGAGCGAGAUGUACUUCCAUGUAUUCCAUCAGUGGCUAUUGAAUUAGGAAAUCCAGAAUCUGAAUAAAACAUGAGAAAGAGCAUUGAUUGUGAAUGGAAGACUGGGUGCUGUUUCCAGUAUUAAGCGUAGUGGGUAUCAGUGUAACUUCUGAAAUUGCUGUUUGGCUGUAAUGCUCAGUGUUUUUCAGAAAGCCUGAAUAUACGAAAGCCCAGUACCCCUGUAAAAGCAGUAGCAGAACUAAAUUACCGAUGCUGAAUACUAGUGGCAGAAUUCUGUACACAGCGUUGCCUUCCCUGCGGACCCAUACAAAGGAUGGGAAAAUAGCAUUCUACGGAGACUCUGUGGCUUUGCAUCAGGGGUAGAAGAUGCUUCCACAGCUGCUUUUAUUCAGGCAUUGUGUUUCUAUUGUAUCAGCUUAACUUUCUCCAUAUAUAUAGUGUAAAUCACUUCUGGAAACAGCCAGGCUUUCCUCAGAAGGUGCUGAAAGCUGUUGGAAUUGGAGUUAGCAUUCAUUAGAUUUCAUAAUGGAGGUGGCGUUCAAGAAAUGCAGUUGUUUUCCUUGCAGUUUGCAAGUUUGCAUGGGAAGAUUGGUUUUCCAAUUAAAUACUCUUUGUUGAAACCUGGCGUCUCUUAACCAUACGUACAGAUCAUCCUUAUGAGUUCCAUCUGGGCUUGUAUUUCAAGGGUUUUAUUGCUAUUUAUGUCUUACACUUUUUGGUGAAGCAUGCUUUGACAAAUCAAUGCCCUUCUUAUUUCUAGUUUACACCACUACAAAACUAAAUUUACCGAAUAACAACCCUCAUGGAGGAUUGAUCUUUAACCUGUUGCUAUUUAUCUGUCCUUUUUAUUGAAAGCCCUUAGUGCUUUAUGAUCAAAAUGGCUUUUAAAUGAGAAAAUGGGAAAUUAUUGGAACGUGGAAAAUGCGCUUGAUAUUUUGAAACCAGAAGCAGUGCCAGAAGUGUUGAUCAUAUUCAGGGAUUCCAUGUGGGCUUUGAAAAUGUAUAUAUUCAUAAUGCACGAUUAUAUAAAUAUGAGAAAUAUUUCUCAUUCAGACUUCAGCUGAAAUUUUGUCUUUUUUUGGGGGGGGGGGGGAGGGGUUGGUUCUUUUUUAAGAUAUCUGAGAACAAAAUAGUGCCUGUAUGUAGUGAAAACAAGCACCGUUUUCUAGAAUUAAUAUUUACUUAAGGAAAGUUGGAGGGGAGCCAAGCAGAUACUGGUGGGAUGACUAGAACUGUUUUGCUGCAGUUGAUGUGUAGUUAGGAAAGACUGCUCUUCCAUCUGGUAUGCCAUUGCUAAGAGAACACUGGCCCUGGAAGAAUUUGCACGCGUGCUAUUUUGGGGUAGAUUUCCCUGAAGGGCAUGCUUAGCAUAUCCAUACUGAAAUAGUAUGUCCAGUUCAGGAAGGAACUGCUAGUUGGCAAGUAAGUGCAUCAUAGAAUGGCCUGGGUUGAAAAGGACUACAGUGAUCAUUGAGUUUCAACCCCCCUGCUAUGUGCAGGGUUAUCAGCCACCAGACCAGGCUGUCCAGAGCCACAUCCAGCCUGGCCUUGAAUGCCUCCAGGGAUGGGGCAUCUACAGCCUCCUUGGGCAACCUGUUCCACUGCAUCACCACCCUCUGAGUGAAAACAUGUUUAUUGUGCUCUGCGUAUGGAUGAGCUCAAACAAACGUGAUCAGUGUUUUUUGAAUAUAGAAUUAUGUAGCAAUUCCAGAAUGAGGUUUGAGUCAGAAGCAGGGCAUAUUUGCUUGCAGCAGGAUGCAUUUGCUAGCUAGUAGAUGCAGCUUGAGCGCUCAAGCAUCCACGUGCGUAUCUGAAAGAUUUUCAGCGUGACGUUUUUAGAAUAAAAGUACUAAUUUAUUUUCCUACCCUCACUUUUUGCCUCUUGACUUUGAAUGAGAACCUUAAGUCGUAGUCAUUUCUCAUGGUUUGUUGUGGAUUGAGGGUAAGAGGCGUCACAAAGCUAAAAAGUAGCCGCAGAACAGAAGUUCAUUAAGCUUAAGAGCUGCCAUCCAGACCGUGCUUUGGAAAAACAUCAGCCAAGUUUUUGGCUUCCUUUCUGCCAGUCAUAGCCACAGACUGAUGAUGUGUGAGGAAAUAUUAGUAAAAAAAAACAAACAAACAAACAACUUCCAGUUGUUUAUAACUGGCUGGGUAGUUCAGUGUUUUCAAUUUCCACUGUCGUCACUGGUAUAUUCUGCAAGCAGAUAAGUUGUUCAGAUUGUUACCUUUAAAUAUGAAGACUGUGUUUCAGUGAUGGCUGGAAAUAAGCUUUCUUUAGUAACACGGGAUGCUUACCUAUACAUUAGUUAGCUAGUGUUUGAUGUUUUGGCCAGAAGAGUACGGAAGCUUUGUUUUCUCUCUUUGGGAAAUUUCACCAAACCAAAUCCAAAGAAGCUUGUGACCUUGUGUGCUAAGACUGGCUAGAUCCUGCUGCGAUCUAGAAGCAGAUCUAUUGCGUUACAGAGCGCAGCUUGUUCUAAUGUGUGCAUUUCUAACCAGAGCUUGUGGGGGAUUUGGAGCAAUAACUUCUGUCUGUUGACUCAAAUUUGUCUGAAAUAUAUAACGUGUACAUUUACAGGAUGGAACUGUGUUCAUGACUAAUGUUACCAUAGUUGGUUCUGGUACAGUGCCUGUUUUUGCAUGUAUAGUAUUAGAAAAGUAAUCUGUGUCCAUUGGUGGCGGAACAGAGAAUGUGGUUGAAGGUUGAGAAGUACUCGUAUAGACUGCAGAGGUAUUUCAUUAAUUCUGAUUGUAUGCACCUGUCCUCUUCCUAAUAAAGGGUUGGUUUUUUUUUGUAGCGGGUAUAAGAAGCUUUUAACUUAAUAUGGUGUUCACACUGCAGUCCUUUGUAAGCACAAAAUGUUUAAUAUAUUUUGAAAUAAAAUGCUAUUGCAGAAAA
Gallus gallus (chicken) is the source of this 9443-nucleotide messenger RNA. It is a transcript of the gene TMEM245, whose product is annotated as transmembrane protein 245. The transcript has 18 exons. The record is from RefSeq and is a predicted model, not a curated record. Lineage: Eukaryota; Metazoa; Chordata; Aves; Galliformes; Phasianidae. The coding region runs from base 95 to 2728 and encodes 877 amino acids.